This is a messenger RNA of Sus scrofa (pig), 1640 nucleotides long. It is a transcript of the gene MRRF, whose product is annotated as mitochondrial ribosome recycling factor. Gene Ontology annotation, molecular function: ribosomal large subunit binding. Gene Ontology annotation, biological process: translation. The record is from RefSeq and is a predicted model, not a curated record. Lineage: Eukaryota; Metazoa; Chordata; Mammalia; Artiodactyla; Suidae. Gene Ontology annotation, cellular component: mitochondrion.
CGGGCCAGCGGCGGGACGAUCCGGGGCGGGGUCUGAGGAGCCGUCUCACUGGGGGAGCCUCCGCUGGGAACUCCUUGUCGGGCCGGCGCUAAAGGGUAGAGGCGCGUUGUGGCCGGACUCACCUCGUGACUUCGGAGUCCUCUCCUCGGCUCAUGCCCCCAAAGCAGGUCCCGUCUCCGCGGUCCCACGGCCCUCUACACCCGUCCACCUCAACGCCGCCAGCUGCCAGGCCGCCCUUGACGCACUACGCCUGCGCCGCCGCACCGCCCCGUGACGUCACGACGCCCGCGCCGCCUCCGUCGCCGCGGUCGCGCGAGUCUUCCUAGUACCCUGGGAGCUAGCUGUGGAUGUUCACAAGGAUUGUCUUCAGUCAUGGCCUUGGGUUUAAGGUGCUUCCGCUUGGUCCACCCUGCCUUUUGCAACUCCCUUGCAGCCUUGACCAGACCUGUUUCAGAAGUUACACUGAAGACAGUGAGUGGAAGCCGAAAUAACCAUGGACAAUACAUGGCCUAUCCAGCUGUACCGGUCUGCCAUUUUGCUACCAAGAAAGCCAAAGCCAAAGGGAAAGGACAGUCCCAAACCAGAAUGAAUCUUAACACUGCCUUGGUUGAGGAUAUAAUCAGCUUGGAAGAAGUGGAUGAAGAGAUGAAGUCUGUGAUAGAAGCACUCAAGGAUAACUUCAAUAAGACUGUCAAUAUAAGGACCUCACCAGGAUCCCUUGAUCAGAUCACUGUGGUAACUGCUGAUGGGAAGCUUGCUUUAAACCAGAUUGGCCAGAUCUCCAUGAAGUCACCACAGCUGAUUUUGGUGAAUAUGGCCAGCUUCCCAGAGUGUACAGCUGCAGCUAUCAAGGCUAUAAGAGAAAGUGGAAUGAAUCUGAACCCAGACGUGGAAGGGACGCUAAUUCGGGUACCCAUUCCCAAAGUGACGAGGGAGCACAGGGAAAUGCUGGUGAAACUGGCUAAACAGAACACCAACAAGGCCAAAGAGUCUUUACGGAAGGUGCGGACCAACGCAAUGAACAAGCUGAAGAAGUCAAAGGACAAAGCCUCGGAGGACACCCUCAGGCUCAUAGAGAAGCAGAUCAGCCAAAUGGCCGACGACACAGUUGCAGAGCUGGAGAGGCAUCUGGCAGUGAAAACCAAAGAACUCCUUGGCUGAAAAUCCACCAGGGGCCAGCAUUGCUCCAGAGCCCAGUUCCUAGUGGAUCCCAUGGGUGGCAGAUUGGCCUCUCUCUACCCCAUCCACACAAAGGCUGUCACCCUGCAGCUGUCAGUCUGCGUGAGGCCCAGCCUUCCAGUGGGACAUUGUUCAAUCUCUUCCUGCUGUCCUCAUCUGCUCUGGGCCUUCUGGCAUGGGUGGCCCUUGGAGAAUGUCUGUUGCUGACAGAGGGCCUUUACUUGACCCAUCUGUCUGGACUGUGACGUCACCAAGCUAUCAGGACCAUUGGCAGGCUUACACUGCUUGCUUCUCGUCAUGAGAGCCUCCUUUCAAACAGUUAGUCAGGCCCUGUUCCUAUCUUUGAAUUCCGAUUGGGCUAACAUGGAACCUACCUGUGCCUGGAUACCUUUGCUAGAGGCCCAUUUUUACCAAACAAUAAAAUCUAAAUAACUUGGAAAGAAUAACAACCACAAAGGAAA